Labeo rohita (rohu) is the source of this 1906-nucleotide messenger RNA. RefSeq names its product amidohydrolase domain containing 2 (gene amdhd2). The transcript has 12 exons. Gene Ontology annotation, molecular function: N-acetylglucosamine-6-phosphate deacetylase activity. NCBI's taxonomy places the organism in Eukaryota, Metazoa, Chordata, Actinopteri, Cypriniformes, Cyprinidae. The coding region runs from base 151 to 1365 and encodes 404 amino acids. The record is from RefSeq and is a predicted model, not a curated record. Gene Ontology annotation, biological process: N-acetylglucosamine catabolic process.
CGCUGGCCACGCCUCCUCAUCAGCUGACAGCGCGCGUGACACACAGUGCUCUACUGACUUCCUACCGAACAGAGGCGCGGACUGCAUCGGAGUAAAAGUAUGUAAAUUAACGAGGGUGUUUUUAAGUGCAGGGGUGGGAAUUCGGAAGAGAUGCCGUCCAAUAAGAGUGUUUCGGAUGCCCCAAUCACACAGUUUGUAAACUGUAGGAUACUGAAGGACCACAGGCUGCAUUGGGAAGACCUUUGGGUUCGUGACGGCAAGAUUUUGAACCCAGAGAAGCUGUUCUUCGAUGAGGAGGGUUUUGCGGAUCACAAAGUUGACUGCGGGAGUAAAAUCAUUGCACCUGGAUUCAUAGAUGUACAGAUAAAUGGUGGAUAUGGCAUGGACUUCUCCCAGGCCAGCAGUGACAUUAGAGGAGGCGUGGCUUUAGUGGCCAAAAAGAUUCUAGAACAUGGCGUCACUUCCUUCUGCCCCACCCUUGUCACGUCUCCACCGGAAAUAUACCAUAAGGUUAUCCCUGAGCUUAAAGUUCAGGAUGGAGGACCUGAAGGGGCAGGAGUUUUAGGUAUUCAUCUGGAGGGGCCCUUCAUCAGUGAAGAGAAGAGAGGCGCACACCCUCCUAAGUUCCUCCGCACUUUUAAAGCGGGGGGCGUGGCCGACCUGAUGGAGACCUAUGGCAGCCUGGACAAUGUCGCUAUGGUAACCCUUGCACCAGAACUUGCCAAUAGCGCCGCAGCAAUCCGUGAACUCUCAGGAAGAGGCAUAGCUGUGUCACUUGGUCACUCUACGGCUGAUCUCUCUCAGGCUGAAGAGGCUGUGAAGAAUGGAGCCAUAUUCAUUACACACUUAUUUAAUGCCAUGUUGCCUUUUCAUCACCGGGAUCCAGGCAUUGUGGGAUUGCUCACAAGUGAUCACAUCCCACCAGGUCAGACAGUUUACUACGGUAUGAUCGCAGAUGGGAUACACACACACCCUGCAGCGCUGCGUAUCGCACACAGAGCUCAUCCUGCAGGGUUGGUGUUGGUUACUGAUGCUGUGACAGCGAUGGGUCUCCCUCCUGGUCGACACACACUCGGACAGCAGCAGAUAGACAUCCAGGGGCUUCACGCUUAUGUCGCAGGCACUACAACUUUAAGUGGCAGCAUUGCGACCAUGGACAUGUGUGUGAGACACUUUAGAGAGGUGUCAGGAUGUACAGUAGAAGCUGCAUUAGAAGCUGCAUCGCUGCAUCCUGCUCAGCUGCUGGGAAUCAGUCACAGGAAGGGAACGCUGGAGUACGGCACCGAUGCAGAUUUUGUAGUGCUUGAUGACACACUGACAGUCAGGGAAACCUACAUUGCUGGACAGCAGGUCUGGAAGAAGUGAUGUCAGCUGGACGACUGUCUUCUGCUGCUGCUUUUCUCUCUUUGGACUUGAAUCACCAAAAAGACACAUUACUGCAAAAUGUAUUAUUCUCUCUCAUAUCAUUUCAUUUUGUUGAUUAAUCCCUGAAAACUACUACGUAUAUAUACAAGCUCUGAUGACACUCAUGCUCAUGUACUGUAGCUGAAAGCAUCUUGGGGCAUUUCAAAAAGAGCCAGAAUCAUUUUUUAUCAAAUACUGUGUGUAUGGAUGUGUGUUGCUGUUCAACAUAAAUUUAACUUGUUCAAAUAUGAAAAACAAAAGUAAAAUAACAAUAACAACGGUCCAGUUAUUUCAUUAAUAACCUAUAUAAAAUAUUGCUCCCAAUCUGAUGUGAAACUGGACAGUUUAACUAACCGAUUUCAAUAAAGUUUAUAUUCUGUUCUUUUUAUUUGUUAACAUUUUCAAGGUUUUAUCUUUUUUUGUAUCACUCAAAUCUGAGAAAAAAUCAAUUGUGAGUUUGUAUCAUGCAAUUCUGAGAAAUAAAGUGAGAACUUCAAAUUUC